AGAGAGCGGGCUGUUGUUUUUUUUGUAUCCUCGUUGUUUUUCUCUCUUGAGUGUUUUAUUGAGAGUAAACAGAGUCUUGUAUCUGUGUAUUUUAGUGUUGAUGAUGAGAUGGAUGUGAUGUGCUGUAAAUCAGUAGGAACUGAUCUGUCCAUGCUGGAUAUUGAUGAUUUUAUCACAGAAAUCUCUCAGCUGAAGAAAGAGGUGGCGUUACUGGAGAUAAAGCUGAGGUUAAGAGGAGAUGAAGGACUGAAUAGAGAGGAUGGGGUUUGUUGUGAAUCUUCAGAGUAUGUGACUGUUUGGAGCUCCAGUGAAUGUCUGGAUUCAGUGUGGAUGAGCAGAGAUCAGAGCCGCACACCACAGUCACUGCUGGAUAAACUCUCUGAAGAGACAUCCAGACACACACAGGACUCAGAUCUCAGUCUGUCUUUACUCUCUUAUACUGAGUCAAAGCCCACAGACGCUCAGGACACUACAGUGUGUGACAGUAAACAGAGCUUACAGGAGGAUCAAACCUCCACAGAGUCUCUGGAUUCUGUCUGUAACGCUGGAGAACAGCAGCAGAUCCUGCAGACCAAACUCAAGAUGUGUUCAGUUAAUCCGAUGGACAGUGGGAACCUGAUGAGAAGAGAAACUACAGCAGAGGAAGAUCACACUGAGGAAGAUGAUGACAAUCAUGAUGAUUUUAUUCCUUCAGAUAAGAUCAGUGAUUCGUGUUUGGAUGGAGAAAUAACGUCUUUAUCAUCAAAAGAGCGACAGACGGCACAAACUCUUUCCUGCAUCACCGAUGGAGAGACAUUGAGCUCACAGAGACUUUUAGAUAGAAAUGCAGAACAAAAACUCUUGACCUCCACCAGAUCUGAGAUCAGCUUCACUACCCUACAAAAGUAUAAACGUCAUCAUUCAAAAGUGCACAGAGAGAAGAAGAAGAAGAAGAAGCACUUUCACUGUCAGCAGUGUGGGAAGGAUUUUGGCUUCUUAUAUCAGCUAAAAGUUCACGUGAGGACACACAGUGGUGAAAAGCCUUUCUACUGCACUGAAUGUGGCAAAUAUUUCAGCACCAAACAACAUCUUGAUCUUCAUCAGAGUAUUCACACUGGAGAGAAACCAUACGAGUGUCCUCAAUGUGAGAAGAGAUUCAGCCAAAAACAUUGUCUGAAUAGACAUAUGCGUAUACACACCAAUGAGAGACCGUAUCAGUGCAGUCAAUGUGGAAAAACCUUUAGGGAUUCAGGUGCAUUAAAAUCACACCAGAAUAUUCACUCUGAGGAGAAACGCUAUCCGUGUUCACACUGUGAUAAAGGUUUCUGUCAGAAAUUUAAUCUGAUAGUCCAUGAGAGAAUUCACACUGGAGAAAAACCUUACGUCUGCUCUCACUGUGGAAAGAGCUUCUCUGAUUCAAGUCAUUUUAAAGUUCAUCAGAGAGUUCAUACAGGAGAAAAACCAUACAAGUGUCCUCACUGUGAAAAGAGAUACAGACGAAACCAGAAUCUGAAGACACAUAUGCUUAUACACACCAAUGAAAGACCGUAUCAGUGCAGUGAAUGUGACAAAACCUUUAAGGAUUCACGUUCACUAAAAAAACAUCAGAAUAUUCACUCUGAGGAGAAACGCUAUCAGUGUUCACACUGUGAUAAAGGUUUCGGUCUGAAAUAUCUUCUGAUUAUCCAUGAGAGAGUUCACACUGGAGAAAAACCUUAUGUCUGCUCUCAAUGUGGAAAGAGCUUCUCUGAUUCAAGUACUUUUAAAGUUCAUCAGAGAAUUCACACUGGAGAGAAACCAUACGAGUGUCCUCACUGUGAGAAGAGAUUCAGCCGAAAACAUCAUCUGAAGUCACAUAUGCUUAUACACACCAAUGAAAGACCGUAUCAGUGCAGUCAAUGUGACAAAACGUUUAAGGAUUCACGUUUACUAAAAAGACAUCAGAAUAUUCACUCUGAGGAGAAACGCUAUCAGUGUUCACACUGUGAUAAAGGUUUCUGUCAUAAAUCUAGUCUGAUAAUCCAUGAGAGAGAUCACACUGGACAAAAACCUUACUUCUGCUCUCACUGUGAAAAGAGCUUCUCUCAUCCGAAUAGUUUUAAAGCUCAUCAGAGAAUUCAUACAGGAGAGAAACCUUACAUCUGCUCUCAAUGUGGAAAGAGCUUCACUAAUCUAAGUCAUUUUAAAGUUCAUCAGAGAAUUCAUACAGGAGAGAAACCUUACGUCUGCUCUCAAUGUGGAAAGAGCUUCUCUCAUCCGAAUAGUUUUAAAGUUCAUCAGAGAAUUCAUACAGGAGAGAAACCUUACGUCUGCUCUCAAUGUGGAAAGAGCUUCUCUCAUCCGAAUAGUUUUAAAGUUCAUCAGAGAAUUCAUACAGGAGAGAAACCUCAUCACUGUACUGUUUGUGGAAAGAGUUUUAGUUAUCGUCAAAGUUUAGUGAAACACCUGAGAACUCAUACAGGUGAAAAACCGUUACAAAUGUUCUCAGUGUGAGAAGACGUUUACUAACCCAGAUUCCUUAAAAGCCCAUUUGAGAGUUCAUACGUGAGAGAAUCAUACACCCAGAGCAAUGGGCAACGCAAGUGCUCUUCACUAGUUUCAACCCAUCGCAAUGAUCAAUUUCACAUUUAGUGCCGCGUUGUUUAAAAAGCAAAUGCAUUUGCGCACAAUUUUGCACCCAUGGGCGUUCUGGUCUGAAAAUGAGCCAUGUGAACUUCAGGCACAUUCUUGGUGCGUUGUUAUUUUGAGGCAACUAAAAUAGACUACGCCAUUGACCAACUAAAACCUGGUUUAAAGUCAAUGGCGCAAUAUUGUUUUUGUUAUUUAAUGAGCGUGUUAGUAAUACGGCACAGUGCGCGUUUGCUUAUCACACCCAUGGAUGCGCAGCAGAACACAACCCUUUUAUAAUAUGAAAAGUUAAAGGAUUAAAAUGUAAAAGAUUAUUAAUGAGUCUCUUGGACUUAAAUGAGGACCGAUUAUGAGACGUUAGAAGAUGUAAAGAGCUGCUUCACCUGUAGCUUGGUAAGAAAUUGUUUUGCUUUAAACACAUACUUCUGUUUUAAAAUGUUUUUUAAAUGCUACCUCACGAAUUUGUACCUGUGGAUAUGGUGAGAUAAGAAACAUUUUUAAGUAAUGCUUUAAAAAAAAAACAUGGCGCUGUCCGAGUGCUGAAACGGUUCUCUGCAUGUUUGUAAAUUCUUUAUCUUCUGUUUGUUACAAAUAAAGUAUUUUUAAAGUACAAACCUUUUCUUGCAUAUCUGCAGAUUUUUUUACACUGAUUUUGUAAGAUAUCUGUCACAGGGUGACUUAGGGCGGAACCAAAAAUAGAGAGGAGAGGUUCCGCC
Paramisgurnus dabryanus is the source of this 3323-nucleotide messenger RNA. Lineage: Eukaryota; Metazoa; Chordata; Actinopteri; Cypriniformes; Cobitidae. The record is from RefSeq and is a predicted model, not a curated record.